Messenger RNA from Scheffersomyces coipomensis, 2190 nucleotides. RefSeq names its product chaperonin-containing T-complex subunit (gene CCT5). Gene Ontology annotation, molecular function: ATP-dependent protein folding chaperone; ATP hydrolysis activity; ATP binding. The coding region runs from base 477 to 2123 and encodes 548 amino acids. Gene Ontology annotation, cellular component: chaperonin-containing T-complex. Gene Ontology annotation, biological process: protein folding. The transcript has a single exon. Lineage: Eukaryota; Fungi; Ascomycota; Pichiomycetes; Serinales; Debaryomycetaceae. The record is from RefSeq and is a predicted model, not a curated record.
AAUUUUACAACUAUCGGCUUUUUAACAUCUAAAAAUUUUUUUUUUUUUUUUUUAGGCUUCGUAUGCAUCAUCUGAUAAUGAUGCCAUUAAAUCUAGUCUAGUCCACGUACGGCUUAUUAAUGUUACACUUGAACAUUAUAAAUAUGUAACUUUAGAUUCUUAGCUGAUCCAAUAGGUUACCAUCAGUUGCUCAUAAAUGUCUUUCUUCAAGUUAUUACCAACUUUUAGUGAUUUAAACUGAUGUAAAUUCAAUUGCUAGUUUUAUGACAUAACUAUGUCAUAAAAUUCAUGAAAUUCAAAAUUUUGCGACAAAAGAUCAAGCAAAAAAAUGACAAACUUGAACAGUAAAAAAUUUUUGACCGUGUUGAUUUUUUGAUUUCUAACGAAGGAAGGAAAAAAAUACUGAAAAUAUAAUCGACAUAGGAAUGCAAAGACGUGUGUGAUUUGUGAUUUAUUAAUACUAUACAUAUAUCAGAAUGGCACAACAAGUUCCUGAUUUAUCGAAUGCCAUUGUGGCCCAGGAUGAAAUGGGUAGACCGUUUAUUAUCGUCAGAGAUCAAGGUAAAAAGCAAAGAAAACAUGGUAUAGAAGCCACCAAAUCUCAUAUUUUAGCUGCUAGAUCAGUAGCAUCAAUUGUAAAGACAUCAUUGGGUCCAAGAGGGUUGGAUAAGAUAUUGAUUAGUCAAGAUGGUGAUAUCACCAUUACUAAUGAUGGUGCUACUAUUUUAACUCAAAUGGAUUUAGAUAAUGAAAUUGCUAAAUUAUUAGUUGAAUUAUCAAGAUCUCAAGAUGAUGAAAUUGGUGAUGGUACUACUGGUGUUGUUGUUAUUGCAGGUGCUUUAUUAGAUCAAGCCUUGGAACUUAUAGAGAAAGGGAUUCAUCCUAUUAAAAUUGCUAAUGGUUUUGAUGAAGCUUGUAAAAUUGCUGUUGAACAUUUAGAUUCAAUUGCUGAUACUAUUAGUAUAAGUAGUGAAUCAAAAGAUACCAAUCUUUUAAAAGCUGCCAAGACUUCAUUAGGUUCAAAAGUGGUUUCUAAAGCUCAUGAUCAUUUUGCUCAAAUGGCUGUUGAUGCAGUAUUAGCUGUAGCAGAUUUUGAAAGAAAAGAUGUUGAUUUUGAAUUAAUCAAAAUGGAAAAGAAAGUUGGUGGUCCAAUUGAAGAUUCUUCUUUAAUCAGAGGUGUGUUAUUAGAUAAAGAUUUCUCCCAUCCUCAAAUGCCAAAAAUUGUUAAAGAUUGUAAAAUAGCUAUAUUAACUUGUCCAUUUGAACCUCCAAAGCCAAAAACUAAACAUAAAUUAGAUAUUUCAACUGUUGAAGAAUUCAAAGUAUUACAAGAAUAUGAACAAAAGAAGUUUCAAGAAAUGAUAGAUUUAGUAAAAGCUUCAGGAGCUAAUGUUGUUGCUUGUCAAUGGGGUUUUGAUGAUGAAGCCAAUCAUUUACUUUUAGCAAAUGGUUUAAAUGCUAUCAGAUGGAUUGGUGGUUCUGAAUUAGAAUUAUUAGCCAUUGCUACUAAUGGUCGUAUUGUUCCAAGAUUCGAAGAUUUAACUGCUGAUAAAUUAGGUACUGCUGGUGUUAUAAGAGAAUUAGAAUUCGGUACUACUAGAGAUCGUAUGUUAGUCAUAGAAGAUUGUUCAAACACUAAAGCUGUUACGUGUUUCAUAAGAGGUUCCAAUGAAAUGAUUGCUGCUGAAGGUAUUAGAGCUUUACAUGAUUCUAUUUGUGUGGUACGUAAUUUAAUCAGAGAUAGUAGAGUUGUUUAUGGUGGUGGUGCAGCUGAAUUAACUUGUUCAUUAGCUGUGACAGAUGCUGCUGACAAACAAAAGGGGAUUGAUCAAUAUGCAUUCAGAGCUUUCGCUGCUGCCUUAGAUACCAUUCCAAUGACUUUAGCUGAAAACUCGGGUUUAGAUCCAAUUGAAACCUUAUCAGCAUUAAAAGCUAAACAAGUCAAUGAAAACUCUUCUCACCUUGGAGUUGAUUGUCUUGGAAAAGGUACCAAUGAUAUGAAAGAACUUUUUGUUAUAGAUCCAUUAAUUGGUAAAAAACAACAAUUAUUAUUAGCCACUCAAUUAACCAGGAUGAUCUUAAAGAUUAAUGAUGUUAUUAUUAGUGGUAAAGAUGAAUAUUAGGAUAAGUUUGUAUAUAUAUUUAUAAGUUUAAUAGAAGUUGACUUGAGUCGUGUACCAAUCACAAAAA